CUAUCUACACCACCACCACCAUCUAAACCUACACCACCACCACCACUAUCUACACCACCACCACUAUCUAAACCUACACCACCACCACCACAAUCUACACCACCACCACCAUCUAAACCUACACCACCACCACCAUCUAAACCUACACCACCACUAUCUACACCACCACCACCACCACUAUCUACACCACCACCACCACUAUCUACACCACCACCAUCUAAACCUACACCACCACCACCAUCUAAACCUACACCACCACCCUCACCACUAUCUACACCACCACCACCAUCUAAACCUACACCACCACCACCACUAUCUACACCACCACCACUAUCUAAACCUACACCACCACCACCACUAUCUACACCACCACCACCAUCUAAACCUACACCACCACCACCAUCUAAACCUACACCACCACCACUAUCUACACCACCACCACCACCACUAUCUACACCACCACUAUCUACACCACCAUCUACACCACCAUCUACACCACCACAAACAUCUAGACCACCAUCUACACCAUCACCACCAUCUACACCACCACCACCACCAACUACACCACCACCACCUACACAACCACCACCAUCUACACCACCACCAUCUUCACCAGCAACACCAUCUACACCUCCACCAACUACAGCACCACCAUCUACACCACCACCUCCACCAUCUACACCACCGCCACCACCUACACCACCACCACCAACUACAUCACCACCACCACCUACACCGCCACCUACACCACAUUCUAAACCACCACCAUCUACACCACCAUCUACACCACCACAAACAUCUAGACCACCAUCUACACCAUCACCACCAUCUACAAUACCACCACCAAAUAGACCACCACAAUCUUCACCACCAUCUUAAACAUCAGUACCACUACCACCAUCUACACGAACAUCUACACCACUACCACCAUCUACACCACCAACACUAUCUACACCACCACCACCA
Messenger RNA from Oncorhynchus nerka (sockeye salmon), 966 nucleotides. RefSeq lists its product as uncharacterized. Lineage: Eukaryota; Metazoa; Chordata; Actinopteri; Salmoniformes; Salmonidae. The record is from RefSeq and is a predicted model, not a curated record. The transcript has a single exon. The annotation marks the transcript as partial.